AUGCAGCAGGUUUCUCAGAGGGUUGGCAUGUGCUCCUCCUGUUGGAGGAGGCAGCUGAGUGGGUUCCUGGGGCUGAGGAGAUGGCAGAGGAGGCUCCUUCCUGUGCCUGUCAGAACCACCUACAGUGAGACAGGGAAAUGGGAGAAAAACUAUGGCAUGGAGACAAGGAAAAGAGUGGAAACCUGGUGGCUCCCAAGAAUAAAGGAUCAGUUUUGUAGAACUUCAGAAACUGAUAAAUCAAGACCCAAAUUUUACGUGCUUUCUAUGUUCCCCUAUCCUUCUGGGAAGCUUCACAUGGGCCAUGUUCGUGUCUACACCAUCAGCGACGCGGUAGCUCGGUUCCAGAAGAUGAGAGGGAUGCAGGUGAUCAACCCCAUGGGCUGGGACGCGUUCGGUUUGCCAGCAGAGAACGCUGCGGUUGAACGUGGGCUGCACCCUGCAAGCUGGACACAAAGUAAUAUUCAACACAUGAGGGAACAGUUUGAUGCACUAGGUCUGUCUUUUACAUGGGAAAGGGAAGUAACCACUUGCUUGCCAGAGUACUACAAAUGGACACAAUAUCUCUUUCUUAAGCUUUUUGAAGCUGGGAUAGUGUAUCAAAAAGAGGCCGUGGUCAACUGGGAUCCAGUGGAUCAGACUGUGCUGGCUAAUGAACAAGUGGAUGACAACGGGUGCUCGUGGCGUUCAGGGGCAAAGGUGGAACAGAAGUACCUCAAACAGUGGUUUAUCAAAACCACUGCCUAUGCUAAGGCCAUGUUUGAUGCUUUGUCCGAUCUCCCCGAGUGGUAUGGUAUAAAAGAAAUGCAGGCAAAUUGGAUAGGUGACUGCAUUGGAUGCUCUCUUGACUUCUCACUAAAGGUUAAUGGUGAAGUCACAGGAGAGAAGCUCUCAGCCUACACCUAUACACCUGAAGCCAUUUAUGGGGCCUCCCAUUUGUACAUCCUGCCAGAGCACAGGCUGCUGCACGGGAGCAGCAGACUCAGGGAAGUCCUCCAGAGAGACUUCAUCCCCGGGAAAGACUCCCUCACUUCAGUGACAGCUGUGAAUUUGCUUACAAACCAGGAGAUUCCUGUGGUCAUCUCAGCAAAACCCCAGUUUGAGAACUACCUUGAUACUAAAAUAG
Molecule: messenger RNA, 1123 nt
Organism: Merops nubicus (carmine bee-eater)
Lineage: Eukaryota; Metazoa; Chordata; Aves; Coraciiformes; Meropidae
Product: probable leucine--tRNA ligase, mitochondrial
Exons: 9
Biological process (GO): leucyl-tRNA aminoacylation; mitochondrial translation
Cellular component (GO): mitochondrion
Molecular function (GO): aminoacyl-tRNA deacylase activity; ATP binding; leucine-tRNA ligase activity
Source: RefSeq, a predicted model, not a curated record